AUGUCUCGCUACGCCCAAGCACACCAGAAUCGCACUGGGCCCGGAGACGCACGACCUACAGCGCUCCAGAUCAUCAAGGAUGAGGGCCGCAAGGGUGCCUUGGGGGACAAAGUAUUCCUCGUCACUGGCGCCUCGUCGGGCAUUGGCAUCGAGACAGGCCGCGCUCUUGCUGCCACUGGCGCCAAGGUCUUUCUAGCUGUUCGUGACCUCAAAAAGGGCGAGGCCGCAUGCAAGUCGUUCCUCGAGCCCGGCCGUGUCGAGCUCAUUGAGCUCGAUGUCAGCAGCUUGAAGUCUGUUCGCGAAUGCGCAGCCAAGUUUCUCCAAAAGUCGCCGCAACUCAACGUCCUUGUCUGCAAUGCCGGAGUUAUGACCAUCCCGACCCGUGAGGAGACCGAGGACGGGUACGAAAUGCAGCUCGCCGUCAACUAUCUGGGUCACUUCCUUUUGUUCUGGCUGCUCAAGGACGCAAUGGCCAAGUCCUCGACCCCAGCGUUUCAAUCGAGGCUGGUGAAUGUUGCAAGCUCCGGGCACCAGGCGUCCGAGAUUGUUUGGGACGAUUUCAACCUGAAGAACUACAACCCUCUCACGGCAUAUGGCCAAUCGAAACUUGCGCAGAUUUAUAUGGCCAAUUAUGUUGAUCGUCAGUUUGGCUCCCAAGGCAUUCGUGCUCUCAGCCUGAUGCCGGGAGGUAUUACCGAUACCAACCUGUCGAAGUACACGCCCAAGGAGAUGGUGGAUAGCUUCAAGACAGACCCGGUCUUGUCGAAAUGGGUCAAGAGUCGCGAGCAAGGUGCUGCCACCACGGUCUUGGCGGCAGUUGGUCAGGAAUGGGAGGGAAAAGGCGGCAAGUAUUUGGAGGACUGCGCCGUAGCAACUCCCAACGCUUCCAUACCUGGCCUCACGGGUGUCAGCGCUUAUGCAUACGACGAGGGUAAAGAGACUAGGCUGUGGGAGCUGACAUUGAAGACUUUGGGGCUUUCUUAG
This is a messenger RNA of Clonostachys rhizophaga, 984 nucleotides long. The record is from the annotation of a GenBank genome assembly. Lineage: Eukaryota; Fungi; Ascomycota; Sordariomycetes; Hypocreales; Bionectriaceae.